AUGGCCUCACCUCCGAACCCCGACGCCGUUAUGACUGACGAGCAGCUUGCCGCUGGGGAGGACACUCUCACCGAUCUCGGUGACUACGUGCUCGAGGAUCUCCCUGACGGCGCCUUACCUGAGCUUAACGGAGAGCCUGCUGCUAAGAAGCAGUGUGGUGAAGGGACUUCCUCCGCUGCGGCCGGAGUUUCUGCUUCUCCCGCGAUGCAGCCGGCGCCUCGGCCGGUGCAACGCACGAACUCCUCUGGAAGCUCGGCGGCUACUGCACCCUCAUCUUCUCGUCCGUCGGCCCCACCGAGGCCGUGGUCUGCUCCGCCCGCGCGCCCUCAGCCUCCUGUCCAGGAAGCUGCAGCAGAGCAGACGGCCGCUGGACCUGCUGCUAAUCUCGCCCUCUCGGUGCGAUUCCGUCACCUCCGCCGACACCGCCCCUCGGUGGGCACCGAGCUCCGGGCCUUGCGAAGGGACACGCAGUCUCUCGUGACAGUCAUGUUCCCGGAAUGUUCCGAGGAAGUACGGGAGAGCAUUCUCGCUCGGAUUGCUGCGGCCCUUCCCGGGAUGUCGGCUUUCAAUGGCGCCGUGCCGCGGUUUGAUGCGGCGUCGGGGGAACCGCUGCGCUUUCCGCGCAGAACGUACUUCCGUCAUCUUUACUCCUGGCCGUCUGCAGCCGACGCUCGCAUCUUCCGCGGGCUGUUCACGACUCCUUUUCUGGCGCGGAUCCAUAACAGCCGCCCUGUCGAGGUCAAGCUGUACAUAGACCCCUACCCUGCCUUCACGGCCGCAAAGGCUCGCGGCGAUACCUACAUGGUGGUGCGCAAUGUGCCGAUCAUUGUCAAGGCUGAAGGCCUGCGCGAAUCCCUGCUCGGCGAAAGAACCGAGGCGGACCACCCGUGGCUGGCUGAUAUCCUGCACUUCCAUCGCCUCAAGGACCCCUACGAUGGCUCGGCUUACUCACAGAUCCUUGGCCUGCCCGUCGCAGCCGAGGGAGACCCGUCCUUUGAGCGAAUCUCGGCAAUCCUCUGGAUCCCGGAACAGGAUGAACCUGCCUUCCUCAACAUCUCCUGUCACUCGUGCGAUCUGUGCGCAAGCAACCAUCGGACCCCGGACCACGCCUGCUUCGCUGUCACCAGACGCAACCGGGUCUCCAACAGGCAGUCCAUCUCCGUGUCUGCCCUGCAGGCAGUUAACGUGCCUCCUCUCCAGCUGUCCCGAUUGGACGUGUCAAACAUUAUAUAUGUUCUGCUUGUGUAG
This is a messenger RNA of Closterium sp. NIES-65, 1248 nucleotides long. Lineage: Eukaryota; Viridiplantae; Streptophyta; Zygnematophyceae; Desmidiales; Closteriaceae. The record is from the annotation of a GenBank genome assembly.